AUGCUUCUAGGAAACUGCCUCCCGAACGAGGAAUUGGUUAUGAUAAUGAGUAAUUCUCGUCAUCCGCAAACGCUUCAACUGUUCAAAUCUGCAAAACUUAUCGAAGAUGCCGCUUGUAUUGACAUACUGCAGUUCAAGACACUUGAUACGUACACUGCGUGCGGUGACGAAGUGGUCGAUGAAGAUCAAAAGCUUAUUCAUGCCCGAAUCGACGACAACAAUGAGUUUGUAGACGUUGAAUGCCAUGUAGAAAAUCAAAAAAUACCAACUACGAAUAUUGGCAGAUUCUUCGAUGAACCAAGAGUGCUCACAGUAACGGCCUACAUCGAUGCGGCUCUGUCAAAUGAACAAAUCGCUCAUAUCAGCUGUGUUUACGUGAAUCAAACUAGCGCUACAUGUGAAUGGAUACGGUAG
Cooperia oncophora is the source of this 414-nucleotide messenger RNA. Lineage: Eukaryota; Metazoa; Nematoda; Chromadorea; Rhabditida; Trichostrongylidae. The record is from the annotation of a GenBank genome assembly.